AUGGCUAACAUAGUUUCACUGUUAUUUAUCAUGGGAAUGGCAAUGACUUGCUUCGAAAUAGGUGUAGGAAAUGCUGCCUUGACCAUGAACUAUUACAAGUUCAGCUGCCCAUUAGUUGAUUCUGUUGUGAAAAAAAAUGUUCAAAGAGCUUUGAAUGAUGAUCCCACCCUAGCAGCUGGUCUAGUUAGAAUGCAUUUUCAUGAUUGUUUCAUACAGGGAUGUGAUGGGUCUGUUUUGAUUGAUUCCACUGCCGAUAACACAGCUGAAAAGGAUUCUGUUCCAAAUUUAAGCUUGAGAGGGUUUGAAAUUAUUGAUACCAUCAAAGAAGAUCUGGAAAACAAAUGCCCUGGUGUGGUUUCCUGUGCCGAUCUUCUUGCCAUGGCUGCUAGAGAGGCAAUUUCUUUUGUUGGGGGACCUAAGUAUCAUAUACCUAAUGGAAGGAAGGAUGCAAGAAGAUCUAAGCUUGAAGACACCUUCAAUCUACCAUCCCCAGCGUUAAACGCUUCACAUCUGAUAAGGAAUUUUAGGAAACAAGGCUUUUCUGCUAACGAGAUGGUGACUCUUUCUGGUGCUCAUACAUUGGGAGUAGCACAAUGCAUGUUUUUCAAGCAGAGACUAAUUAAGAAGGAUCCAACUUUGGACUCUCAGCUUGCUAAGACACUCUCUGAAACUUGCCGCCUUGGUGACAACGCCGAACACCCCUUAGAUGCCUCGGGGAUGCAUUUCGACAACUCCUACUUCAAGUCAUUGACCUCAAACAGAGGUGUUCUUGCAUCAGACCAAACACUCUACACUAGCCUAAAAACCAAGAAUAUUGUCCAGAAUUAUGCAAUAAAUCAAACUUUGUUCUUCUCGGAAUUCAAAAAAGCUAUGAUCAAGAUGAGCUUGCUUAAUGUGAAAGAAGGUUCUGAGGGGGAAGUCAGAAAAAAUUGUCGCAAGAUAAAUUGA
Medicago truncatula (barrel medic) is the source of this 948-nucleotide messenger RNA. Its product is annotated as peroxidase 47. The transcript has 4 exons. The record is from RefSeq and is a predicted model, not a curated record. The coding region runs from base 1 to 948 and encodes 315 amino acids. Gene Ontology annotation, biological process: hydrogen peroxide catabolic process; response to oxidative stress. NCBI's taxonomy places the organism in Eukaryota, Viridiplantae, Streptophyta, Magnoliopsida, Fabales, Fabaceae. Gene Ontology annotation, molecular function: heme binding; peroxidase activity.